AUGAGCGCCGCACAACUAGAGGCAGAUCGCAAGGAAUACGAGAGCCAGCUUGAGCUGGUUAUCACCUCGCUUAAGGAUGACCCGGAUAACGCUGAGCUUCUUGGACUCAAGAAUGAGCUCGAGCAGAUGAUUAAGCUCAUCGAUGACUCUCUCGCCGAACUCAAGCCCAAGCAUGAGCCGAAAGCCGCGCCUAAGAAGGCCCAAUCUCCACCACAUGAGGAGCCAAAGUGGUCGCGCGAGAACCACCCAACUUUUAGGAAGGCUGCCUCUGAAGAGAAAGAACCAGAAACAAUCACCUACCAGGUCAAUGAUAAUGUCAUGGCACGCUGGGUGUCUGGCGACAAGGCUUUCUAUCCGGCGCGCAUCACUGCGGUGACUGGUUCGUCCACGGCACCCAUCUACACUGUCAAGUUCAAGAAUUAUGACACUGUCGAGACGCUCCGUGCUAAGGAUAUCCGGCCGAUUGCACAGAAGCGCAAGGCUGACGGCACUCCCGUUUCGGGCGGCUCCAGCGCCAUCGGUGGUGCAGCUUUAACUGCUGCAACAACCCCGGCCAGUGCUACCUCGCUUACCCCAACAUCCUCCAACAAUGGCAUUGUCCUCUCCGCGGCCGCCGACCUUUAUCCACAUGCCCAAGCGGCAAAAGCAGCGGCUGAGAACAAGGACGACAAGCCGCAACCGAAAUUUAAGAAGCUCAAGGCCACGAAGGAGCUUGAGAAGAGCAAAUCUAAGUGGCAAGAGUUUACAGCCAAGGGGAAGAUCUCCAAGUCAGCAAUGAAGAAGGAGAGCAUGUUCCGCACUCCUGAGGGAAUCAAUGGAAAAGUUGGCUUCACUGGCUCUGGCCAGCCUAUGCGCAAAGACCCGGCUCGAACCCGCCAUGUCUACCAACAUAGUGACGACUUGGACUAG
This is a messenger RNA of Thermochaetoides thermophila DSM 1495, 909 nucleotides long. RefSeq lists its product as uncharacterized. Gene Ontology annotation, biological process: negative regulation of DNA-templated transcription. The record is from RefSeq and is a predicted model, not a curated record. The transcript has 3 exons. Gene Ontology annotation, molecular function: DNA-binding transcription factor activity. Bases 1 to 909 code for a protein of 302 amino acids. Lineage: Eukaryota; Fungi; Ascomycota; Sordariomycetes; Sordariales; Chaetomiaceae.